Microthlaspi erraticum is the source of this 2385-nucleotide messenger RNA. NCBI's taxonomy places the organism in Eukaryota, Viridiplantae, Streptophyta, Magnoliopsida, Brassicales, Brassicaceae. The record is from the annotation of a GenBank genome assembly.
AUGGCAGCCAAAGAUGGAGCUAAGAGCCAAGAAGAUUAUAACCUUAAAGACAUGAAACCAGACCUUGGAGAGAAAUGGCCACAUGGAGGACAACGUGGAGGAAGUGGAUGGAUCAGCAGCGAAAGAGUUGCAAGCACAUACGACCUUGUUGAGCAAAUGUUUUAUCUCUAUGUCCGUGUCGUCAAAGCCAAGGAUCUUCCUCCAAACCCGGUCACUAGCAACUGCGACCCUUACGUGGAAGUGAAAAUAGGAAACUACAAAGGGAAGACUAAGCAUUUCGAAAAAAGAACAAACCCGGAGUGGAAUCAAGUUUUCGCCUUCUCGAAAGACAAGAUCCAGUCCUCUACAGUGGAAGUCUUUGUGCGCGAUAAGGAGAUGGUCACGAGAGAUGAGUAUAUAGGGAAGGUUGUGUUUGAUAUGCAUGAGAUUCCUACAAGAGUUCCUCCUGAUAGUCCACUUGCACCUCAAUGGUACAGAUUAGAAGCUCGACGUGGCGAAGCUAAGAAGAGAGGAGAGGUUAUGGUAGCGGUUUGGCUUGGGACGCAAGCCGAUGAAGCGUUUCCUGAUGCUUGGCACUCAGAUGCUUCCUCGGUACAAGGAGAAGGUGUUCAAAGCGUGAGGUCUAAAGUCUAUGUAUCUCCCAAACUAUGGUAUUUGCGGGUUAAUGUGAUCGAGGCGCAAGAUGUUGAGUCUAGCGAUAGGAGUCAACCUCCUCAAGCUUUCGUUAAGGUUCAAGUUGGGAAUCAGAUUCUGAAAACAAAGUUGUGCCCUAACAAGACAACAAGCCCGAUGUGGAACGAAGAUCUUGUUUUCGUAGCUGCGGAGCCAUUUGAAGAACAGUUCUUCUUGACAGUCGAAAACAAGGUGUCAGCAGCUAAAGAUGAAGUCUUGGGGAGGCUGAUCUCACCUUUGACUGUGUUUGAGAAAAGAUUGGAUCACAGAGCUGUUCAUUCCAAAUGGUACAACCUAGAGAAAUUUGGGUUUGGGGCAUUGGAAGGAGACAAGAGACACGAGCUCAAGUUCUCGAGCCGCAUUCACUUGAGAGUUUGCCUUGAAGGAGGCUACCAUGUAAUGGACGAAUCAACUCUUUACAUAAGUGACGUGAAGCCUACGGCAAGGCAGCUCUGGAAGCAACCUAUUGGAAUUCUUGAAGUAGGAAUCUUGAGUGCUCAAGGACUUUCACCGAUGAAAACAAAAGACGGUAAAGCGACAACAGAUGCGUAUUGUGUUGCCAAGUACGGACAAAAAUGGGUGAGAACAAGAACCAUCAUCGAGAGCUCUAGCCCUAAAUGGAAUGAGCAAUACACAUGGGAAGUGUAUGAUCCUUGUACGGUCAUUACACUUGGAGUUUUCGAUAACUGUCACCUUGGUGGGAGCGAGAAAUCAAACAAUGGAUCCAAAGUUGAUGCAAGAAUCGGGAAAGUAAGGAUCCGGUUAUCGACUCUAGAGGCUGAUAGAAUCUACACUCACUCUUACCCUCUUCUUGUUCUGCAAACAAAAGGGUUAAAGAAAAUGGGAGAAGUACAAUUAGCUGUGAGAUUCACUUGUCUAUCUCUGGCUCACAUGAUCUAUCUUUAUGGCCAUCCUCUGCUUCCAAAGAUGCAUUAUCUUCAUCCAUUUACUGUGAACCAACUAGACAGUCUUAGAUACCAAGCGAUGAGCAUUGUCGCGGCGAGGUUAUCCAGAGCAGAGCCUCCUUUGAGGAAAGAGAUUGUAGAGUACAUGCUUGAUGUUGACUCGCACAUGUGGAGCAUGAGGAGGAGCAAGGCUAACUUCUUCAGGAUAGUCUCUGUGUUUUCAGGCUUGAUUGCUAUGAGCAAAUGGCUCGGAGACGUCUGCUACUGGAAGAAUCCAUUGACAACGAUCCUGUUCCACAUUCUCUUCUUCAUACUGAUUUGUUACCCGGAGCUGAUACUCCCAACAGCGUUCCUCUACAUGUUCUUGAUAGGGCUCUGGAAUUUCAGGUUCAGGCCGCGUCAUCCUCCUCACAUGGACACAAAGAUCUCUUGGGCUGAAGCGGCUAGCCCCGACGAGCUAGAUGAGGAGUUCGACACUUUCCCUACGUCAAAAGGACAAGAUGUUGUGAAGAUGAGGUAUGAUAGGUUGAGAAGCGUUGCCGGUCGGAUCCAGAUGGUUGUUGGAGACAUUGCAACGCAAGGGGAGAGGUUUCAAGCACUGUUGAGUUGGAGAGAUCCGCGUGCGACUUGCUUGUUUGUGAUUCUUUGUCUUGCUGCAGCGAUGAUACUGUACGUGACGCCUUUCAAGAUCGUAGCUCUUGUGGGUGGGAUGUUCUGGAUGAGGCAUCCAAAGUUCAGAAGCAAGAUGCCUUCUGCUCCAAGUAACUUCUUUAGGAAGUUGCCUUCGAAAGCAGAUAUCAUGCUUUGA